AGGGAGUUGAGAGAGUGUUUAUAAAAUCUACUUUCUGGAAAGACCUUAACACAGCAAGAUCCAGUCCAUGCAUUUGCAGCAGACAGAGUCACCUUGUAAAGCUGAAGUAAAAUGCUGUUAGUAAGUGAGGUCCUUGUCACCCUCAUUGUAGCUCUUGUGUCUGUGCAGUUUCUGAAGGUGCUGUGGGCUCGCAGGCGACUUCCUCCAGGACCAGUCCCGUUCCCAGUCUUAGGAAACCUUUUUCAGAUGAACUUCAGAAUUCAUCAUGAGACCCUCAAAAAGAUGGCAAAAACUCAUGGCCACAUCUUCACUUUGUGGUUGGCGAAUGUCCCUGUGGUCGUGCUGCAAGGAUUCCAAGCAGUGAAGGAUGGUCUGACCACCCACGCGGAGGAUGUUUCUGCACGGCCUAAGACUGCUGCCUUUGAUGUGUUGACGAAUGGAAACGGUAUUAUGUUCUCUAAUGGUCACGUCUGGAAGCAGCAGAGACGCUUUUGCUUCAUGAUCCUGCGAAAACUAGGAACGGGGAAGGAGCACCGAAUACAGGAGGAGGCCAGCCACUUGGUGGAGCACUUGGACAAUAUGAAAGGAAGAUCUCUGGACCCUUCUCUGGUCCUUGGCUAUACUGUCGCAAACGUGAUCUGUGCUGUGGCUUUUGGACAUCGCUUCUCCCUAGAGGAUAAACACUUCCACAAGCUAAUUGAAAUUAUUGCUGACAUUAUUGCAUAUGGGAACAGUUCCUUUUAUUUCCUGCAUGAGUAUGUUCCCUGGCUUAUGGACUACAUCCCUGGACCCCACAAGAAGACAGUCCAAGGCAUUGCAGUUGUGCGUUCUAUAAUAAGAGAGGAGAUCAGAAGCUGUGAGAAGUGUGACAGAACAGAUGAACCUGAGAAUUUCAUUGACUUCUACCUGGCUCAGACGGCCAAAGCUAAAGAAGACCCCAAGUCAACAUAUGAGGAAGACAACUUGGUUCAGUCUAUUUUUGAUCUCUUUGUGGCAGGUAUAGAAACUACAACCACCACCCUGCGUUGGGCACUGCUAUAUAUGCUGGUUUACCCUGAUAUCCAAGAAAAAGUCCAGCAGGAACUGGAUGCUGUGCUGGGUCCCUCCCACACAAUAUGCUAUGAAGAUCGCAAGAAACUGCCCUACACAAAUGCUGUAAUUCAUGAGAUCCUGCGUUACAGUAGAGUUGUCUUAAUUGCACUUCCCAGGGCAAGUGUGAGGGACACGGACCUGCUGGGGUUUUCAGUCCCAAAGAACACGAUCAUUUUAUCAAAUAUCGACUCUGUUCUUACGGACCCUGGGCAAUGGGAGACGCCUGAAGAGUUCAACCCAAACCACUUCCUGGACAAGGAUGGAAACUUUGUGAGCAGAGAAGCCUUCUUGCCGUUCUCCACAGACAGGUUGUCAGAUUACCACUCCAAGCCCCAGCAUUAAGGACCAGUGGAUUGGCUUGCUCUGAGCUCAACCAAACCAGACAGCUCCCAAACAGAGAGAGAUUCCAAUUAUAAAGAACAAUUUGGAACAACCGGAAUGCACAUUAUUCUGGGUGCAUUGGUCUCAUAAACUUGGGAACAGUUGAUAGGCUAUGACAAACACAAAGAUCCUCCACGAUGCUUCUUUUUUGAAACUGAGAAGCUCUCUAGAGGAUCCUUUUGAAGUAUGGAGGUCCACCAAAAUUCAUCACCUUUCCCUGCCUGCUUCAUGAUGGUAUGCAAGUGGUGGUUCUCAAUAAUGGAUCUAUCACUGAUCCCUUUGGGGUUAAGAUGGGAGUUAAGCAAGGCUGAGUUAUUGCUCCAAUGCUCUUCUCAAUAUUUCUUACUGUGAUGCUACAUCUGACUGCCAACAAGCUUCCAGUCAGCAUAGAGCUAAACUACCGAACGGAUGGGAAGUUGUUAAACUCAGCCUACUCUGAGCCAAAACCAAGAGCACCCAGACCUCAAUCUUCGAGCUCCGGUACUCUGAUGAUGCUGUAGUGUGUGUUCACUUGGAAGCAGACCUUCAGCCAAUUUUCAAUGUCUUUACUGAUGUAUGCAAGAAAAUGGGACUGACACUUAAUAUUCAGAAGACUAAGGUCCUCCAUCAACAAGCUCUUAAUGAACAGUCCCCAGCUCCAGGAAUUCAGAUUUAUGGUGAGGCUUUGGAGAAUGUUGAGUAUUUCCCAUACUUUGGAAGCCAUCUCUUGCAAGCGGCUGACAGCAACAAAGAAACACAAUAUCACCUCAAAUGUCCAAGUGCAACCUUUGGACACCUGAGGAAAUGGUGUUUGAAGAUCAUGACAUCAGCUCCAAAACCAAGCUCAUGGUUUAUCAAGCAGUCGUGAUCCCCACCUUACUGUAUGAAGCUGAAAUACAGCUUCCAAUACAACAUACAGGAGAAACCUGAAAUCACUGGAGAAGUACCAUCAAUGCUACCUGUGGAAAACCCUUUAAAUCCAUUGGGUAGACAGAUGCACCAACAUAAAUGUCCUCUCACAAGCAAACACCAUGAGAAUCAAGGUGAUGAUUGUCCAACAUCAACUUUGCUGGGCCAGCCAUGUCAUCUGGAUGUCCGACUCCAGACUCCCAAAGCAUGUCUUAUUAUCCCAGCUCAGUCAAAACAUACGCUCAAGAAGAAGGCAGAAAAAGCCCUUCAAGGAGGUCCUCAAGGCCAAUGUGAAAAAAUGCAAUAUCAGCUUCAAUUCAUGGGAGACUAUUGCCCCGGAUCAUCCCAAAUGGGGGAAGAGUCUGCUGCAAGGAUUUCAGUACUUUGAAACCUUAUGACAACAACAGGAGACGGAAAAACAGGAGCAAUGCAUGUCACGGAUUGAACCAAGAACUCAGAGCCACCCAUUCCACAUGGAAAUAUGUACCCAAACUGCAAGAGUAUGUCAAUCCCAGAUAGGCCUCGUCAACCAUCUGCCGACCCAUAGAUCAGACAAUCAUGAAAGAAAACCAUCCUUAACUGCAAAGGAUUGCUGCUGCUGAUGAUGAUGAUGAUAAACAUAAUGGCCCAAAACGCUUCCUUUUGAGUCAAUUCAACACUAAACUUCAUUUUCCCAUAAUGGUGCUUUGCCUCACAGAAGCUGGAGUUUAGGAUACUGGCACUCCACAUCUGUUAUGAUUAACAGUCAUGCCAUCCAUGAUGUACAGUGCAGCUUGGUAAGAGGCAUGUCUGUAUUGCACUGUGGGAAACUUAUUCUUCCAUGAAGCCCAGUGGGCCUUGAAUUACAAUUCAAGGGAAAGGCAGUCAAGUGUUUUGCUGAACUAGUGCAAAUGUUUCAGGUCAGUGAAAAACAACCAAAAUAUUCUUCAAUUAAUCAAUUGAUUUAGUGAUUCAGUAAGCUAAUAAUAUUGUGCUGCUCAUGAAUGAUUAAAUAAAAGGCUGAACGAAUCUGUGAUUAAGCAGGUAUAAGAUAAAGUUGUGUUUAUUUGUUCUCUACAGUAUAUUUGGUGCCAGAUCAAAUUCUACCCAAGAGGCCUCUAAGUGGACUUGGGCAUCCAAGUGUGAUCCUAUUCCACCUUGCUCAAAUCUCUGAAAAAAGCAUUCACGCACAACCUUUUGUGACAUACCAUUAUCUUGGCCGGAUGAUAGUCCAUCCACCUUUUGCACCCACUGCUUUUCAGGGACUUGAAAUAAGAUCACAUUUAGAUACUGAAUAGGUGAAUGAGGGCCUUUAGUAGGUGUCCUAAUUUCAUUUGGCUAUAGAGGAGUGAUUUUCCUGUCAUGAUUUCAAAACUGGAAAAGUGUUCUGCCACCCAAAGCCAAACUAUAUUUGCAUGGUAGCACCUAAAACUGGUUUCCAUAAAUUUAGUUUUGUAUGUCAGAUGGUACCAAUAAGUAUUAAAAAAAGAACUCUGGAAAUUAAGCUUAUGCAGGGGGUCGGACUCGAUGAUCUAUUGAGGUCCCUUCCGACCCUAACAUCUAUGAAUCUAUAAGAAUUAAAAGUUUAUUGAGUAAUAAGUUCCCAGGUGUAAAUAAAAUCCCCCCAUAAAUUGUUUAAAAUAUUACUGAUGUAUUUGAUUCAGCUCAAUAAAAUCACCUCUGAUUCCUGUGACCUCAGUAAACACUAAGUAGAAAGUAACCAGGAUUUUGAAUAUACAUUGUACUGCUUUAUUUUUUAGCUAAGAGAUUUAAAUUUCUAUUAAUGAAAAGCAAUUCAGAUGUCAUGAUGAUGCUUAGGAUAAUGAUUCUGGAUGGCAACUUGGGCAGCAGUGACAAUGCAAUGACUGAAUUCAGGAACUUGAGGAAAGGAAGGAUAGAGAGUGGCAGAGUAAGGACCCUGGGCUUGAGAAAAGCAGACUUCAACUGUCAUGGGGCUCAUGGGCAGGAUCCCCUGGGAAGCCAGACUGAGGGGGAGAGGAGUCCAGGAGAGCUGACUGUACUUUAAAGAAACCUUACUGAUGGCACAGGAACAAACCAUACUAAUGCACAGGAAGAAUAGCAAGUACGGCAGGCCAGCUUGGCUUAGCAAGGAACUCUUCAGUGAGCUAAAACACAGAAAGGAAGCUUAUAAGAAGUGGAAAUUUGGACAAAUAACUAGGGAGGAGUAUGAGAGUACUGCUCGGACAUGCAGGGUUGAAGUCAGGAAGGCCAAAGUGCAAUCGGAGUAGCAGCCAGAGGCGACAUGUAGUGGGUGCACGUGCACCCACUCAGUGUGGCGGUGCACCCCUUACAAAAAGGCACCGUUGACACUGUCAGGGGUGCCUGUGGGCAGUCACUGCUUGCCAACCCGCUGCCAACACUGCCGGUGGCGUCUACAGGUGGUUCACAAUUGCCACUGACCACCACCAAUGCUGCUGGCGGCGCCAGUGGGUGAUCGCCAGCCCCUGGGUGGUGCUCGCCAUCCCCCCCCUCCCCAGCUGCUGACAGCACUGGCAGCAUCUGUAAGAGCUCCGUGCUUACCACUGCCAUGCUUCUGCUACCACCACUGCACUCCUGCCACUGCCAGCGCAGCCGUGCCCCCCAGCCACUGAGGGCACACGUCAUUCAUGCUAGCAGCUAGCAAGGGGUGUGAAGGAUACCAAGAAGGGUUUCUAUAAGCAUGUCAGCAAAAAGAGGCAGACCAGGGAAAUAUCUUACUGAAUGGGGGAGACAACCAAAUCAUAGAAGAUGAAGAAAAGGCUGAAGUACUCAAUGCCUGUUUCACCUCAGUCUUCAAAGGCAAGGUCAGCUUGCAGACUACUGCACCAGGCAGCACAGUUUGUGGAGAAGGUGAGCAGCCAGCAAUGGCAAAAGAACAGGUUAGGGACUAUAUAGAAAAGCUGGAUGUGUACAAGUCCAUGGGGCUGGACGUGAUACACUUUGAGGGUACUGAGGCAGCUGGGUGAUGUUAUUACAGAGCCGCUGGACAUCAUCUUUGAAAACUUGUGGCAACUGGGAGAAGUCCUGGAUGAUUGGAAAAGUGCAAAUAUAGUGCCCAUCUUUAUGUGAGGGAAGAAGGAGGAUCUAGGAAACUACAGACUGGUCAGCCUCACCACAAUCACUGGAAAUAUCAUGGAGCAGGUCCUCAAGAAAUUCAUUUCUAAGCAUUUGGAGCAGAACAAGUGAUUAGGAAGAGUCAGCUGUAUUCACCAAGGGAGAGGGCAAGUCAUGCCUGCCCAACCUGAUUGCCUUCUAUGAUAAGAUGACUGGCUCUGGGGGUGCAGGAAGAGCAGUGGACAUGAUAUACUUGGACUUUAGCAAAGCUUUUGAUAGUUGUGUGACAGGCUAGCUGGUAGUGAUUUAGCCCAGGGGUUUUGAAAGGGUAAAAGAUGAUUGGAGGGCUUGGGAUUCCCUUUCCUCACCAAUCAGGCCCUAGAGACUCACCCUCCAUGUCCCCUGAUUGGCCCCUUGGGUCACCUGGAGGGGGAUAAAAGGGGCAGCGCGGCUGACUCGGAGGAGACCAGCGAGGGACCACAAGGAGGAGUUUCAAAGAGCUGGCAAGAGCUGAGCCAGCGGGCCGGGAGCAGUUGCCCCAGAAGAGCCUGAAGGAGUGGGACCUGCAGGCAGCAGUUGGACCCUCAGCAGCACGGCGUGGGGCCAGCAAGGGAGACUCCCCGCUGGGCUCUAGGAUCUCCUAUGAGAGGCUGUGGCCAGCAGGAGAGGCUCCCCAACUCCAGCAAGGAUCUGAGCAGCGGCCUGAGAGGUUCCCAGCUCUGUUUCCAGCUCCUCCAAUAAGAGGCCAGGCAGCUCAACAUGAGGCCAGGGCUCCUGGAAGGUCAAGACCCCUAGCAGCAUAGUACAGCCCUAGCACUGGUGGCUGUGUGAUAGCGUUUCUGCCUAAUGCAUGGGAGAUCUAAGUUCAAGUCCCACCUGUGAUGACUUAGGGUAAGUGAAGUGACAGGGAGAAGUUCUUGUUGCAGUGGAAAGGGGUCAUUGUGUUCUCUACCAAGUACCUAGGCCCUAUAUUCCUUGCUAUUUGAUGUUUUGUAUUUUGUGCCUUUUAUAUUUUGCCAACCAGUAUUGUUUGCUCUGCUGUUUGUGUUUUAUAGUUUGUUAACCCUGUCUUUUGUCAACUGGAUGAAUAUGUCUAUUAUUGUAAAUGGCUAACCUUUGUUGAAUCCUGUCCCCCCCCAGGGUGUUGUAGUGUCCCCUAUACCCUCUGGUUUAUACUGGUUAUGUUCCCAGUACUGUUCUCUCAUUAAAAGGUAUAUGGUUAAGUCCCCAUUAGUGAUCUGGCUCUCCUCUAUAGGGGGAGAGGGUCCCUACACCUCCCACAGUGCUCGUGCACCUGCUCUGAUCCCUUCAACUGGAGAGGGGUACAUCUUGGAGUACUGCCUGGGUUACAGUUGCUCACAACAUUCUUGCAAGCAAGCUGAAGAAGUAUGGGUUGAAUGAAUGGACUGUAAGGUGGAUAGAAAAAUGGCUGCAUUAUCAGGCUCAAAGGGUAGUAAUCAAUGGCUCAAUGUCUAAUUUGCAGCUGGUAUCAAGUGGAGUGUCCCAAGGGUCGAUCCGGGGACUAGUUUUGUUCAAUAUCUUCAUUAAUAACUUGGAAGAUGGCAU
Messenger RNA from Alligator mississippiensis (American alligator), 6960 nucleotides. Its product is annotated as cytochrome P450 2J6. The transcript is spliced from 9 exons. Gene Ontology annotation, cellular component: cytoplasm; intracellular membrane-bounded organelle. Bases 112 to 1434 code for a protein of 440 amino acids. Gene Ontology annotation, molecular function: heme binding; iron ion binding; oxidoreductase activity, acting on paired donors, with incorporation or reduction of molecular oxygen, reduced flavin or flavoprotein as one donor, and incorporation of one atom of oxygen. NCBI's taxonomy places the organism in Eukaryota, Metazoa, Chordata, Crocodylia, Alligatoridae. Gene Ontology annotation, biological process: xenobiotic metabolic process; arachidonate metabolic process. The record is from RefSeq and is a predicted model, not a curated record.